Messenger RNA from Lynx canadensis (Canada lynx), 2261 nucleotides. RefSeq names its product TPD52 like 2 (gene TPD52L2). The record is from RefSeq and is a predicted model, not a curated record. The transcript is spliced from 7 exons. Bases 115 to 735 code for a protein of 206 amino acids. Lineage: Eukaryota; Metazoa; Chordata; Mammalia; Carnivora; Felidae. Gene Ontology annotation, cellular component: cytoplasm.
GGUUCCGCUGGCUGGUGUGUGCGCGGCGAGCGAGUCCUGGUGCGGCCGGCUCGGCUCCUACAGCGCCCGAGACCCCGGUCCCGACCCCAGCCGCGGCCCGGCCGCCGCCUGAACAUGGACUCCGCAGGCCAAGAUAUCAACCUGAAUUCUCCUAACAAAGGUCUGCUGUCCGACUCCAUGACAGAUGUCCCUGUCGACACCGCGGUGGCCGCCCAGACUCCUGCUGUUGAGGGUCUGACGGAGGCUGAGGAGGAGGAGCUUAGGGCUGAGCUCGCAAAGGUGGAAGAGGAAAUUGUCACUCUGCGCCAGGUCCUGGCAGCCAAGGAGAGGCACUGUGGAGAGCUGAAAAGGAAGCUGGGCCUCUCCGCCUUGGAGGGCCUGAAACAGAACCUGUCCAGGAGCUGGCGUGAUGUGCAGGUCUCUACCGCCUAUAUGAAAACCUCUGAGAAACUUGGCGAGUGGAAUGAGAAAGUGACCCAGUCAGACCUCUACAAGAAGACUCAGGAAACUUUCUCUCAGGCGGGACAGAAGACGUCCGCUGCCCUGUCCACUGUGGGCUCUGCCAUCAGCAGAAAGCUCGGAGAUAUGAGGAAUUCUGCGACCUUUAAGUCCUUUGAAGACCGAGUUGGGACCAUAAAGUCUAAGGUUGUAGGUGGCAGAGAGAAUGGCAGUGACCACCUUCCCUCCCCGACGGGGAGUGAUGACAAGCCCCUGCCCGACCACACGCCCUUCUAAGCCCGUCGCAGCUUUGCCCAGCCUCGGAGCACGUGCAGGCCCACCCGUCAUCACCACAACCGCACCUCUGCAGCGGGACAGCCGGCCAGGCCGUGGGCGAGCGUGCAGAGCUGGUUUUGAGGACAGUCGUGCCGUUCACACGUGGACCUGGCUGCUGCGCUCGCAUGAGAGAACACAGUUUUGUACGCAGAUGCUUUACACUGAAGUUGGUAGACGCAGGACCACUGUGCCGUCCGUCCUGGGCUGCAGGGGUGGACAGGGCAGUGGGCCCUUUGGGAAUCUGGUGGGUUCAUGAGAACGUGGAAGGGACGGGAGAGUGAUACGCGUAAAAUAAGUGGUAUUUCCUAAAACCUCUCCUUCCCUAAGUUCCAGAAGGAAUGUACAGAAGGAAGAUUCAUCCAGAGAGUCCUACCUGAUCCUCAGUUUUUAUUUCAAACGCUAAACAAGAAAACUGUGCAUUUUCUGAAACCCUCCAGAAAAGAAACUGGUUAUCAGCAACUGCCUAAUUGUUACACUAAUGAUCUAGCUUUAACGAAAGCAAAUUCUUUAUUUUUUAAAUGCAGCGAAUUUUUCAAAAAUUAAAGCUAAGCGAAGCUUUAGUCUCAUAGUUAGGAAACAUUAUUUCUUUGGACUCCAGCUGAAAUACAAGCCUUACAUCGCCUUAUGCUUUGUUUGUUUAUAAUGUUUUUAUAUGUAAAAAUAAGGGUUCUUUAGUGGGUUUUGACACUGUGUAGACUUUGGCAUCUAGCUUGAGGGUGGCCUGGCCCAUUGGUGUGUUUUAUUUCACUGAUGGGCUCCAUCCAGCAUAUGAAGCUUGCUUCUCUCUCCUCUCAAGGACUGGGACAGCUGCUGGCCAGAGGGCUCCUGGGCCUCCCUGGGGCAGGAUGCGGGGCAGGAGAAAGAAAAGCAAGCCCCCCGCCCCUCCCCCCCCUUCCCCCAAUGGCUGAUGCAUUCAUUACUGGCCAUCUGUAUGCAUCGGGAUGCAUUACUGCAUUCAUCGGCUCCAACCCACCCGUCUGCCCCACACGGGGGCUGAGUGAGGAGCAGGUGGGCUGCACAGAGGUCACCUGGAGCUCUGCUGUUGCCUUUUCUCAGGAGCUACACAGAUCUCAUUCCUGUUUUGAAGCUGCCACACCCCAGCAGUCUCUCGGGGCCCCACUUGGGGGGUGUGUCUGCAGGGGCAGCUCUGUGCCUUACUGGCUGGCUCUCAGCAGGCAGAGACGUCCCCUGUGCGUGCAUCUGUGUGCUCGCUGCAGGGAGCAGCCGUGCCCUCGGGCUGUGUCCUGGCAGACCGUGCUGUGCUCCCUGGUACCCUGAGUGCUGCUCACUUCAGACACCCUGGGGCGGGGGGGCUGUCGUCCGUGCCUGUGCCAUGGGAAGAACACCGUUGGGGUUUUUUUCUCCAGGGUUAGAAUCUCAGAUGGGGUGUGGUGAGAAGGCAGGAUUCAAGCGUAGGAACAUUUAUCUUUUCCUCGAGGAAAUAAUGGGUAAUUUGUCAAUAAAGCAUUCCUUUGGGGAAGAACCUA